This is a messenger RNA of Conger conger (European conger), 2191 nucleotides long. RefSeq names its product transmembrane protein 230-like. Gene Ontology annotation, biological process: synaptic vesicle transport. The record is from RefSeq and is a predicted model, not a curated record. Gene Ontology annotation, cellular component: synaptic vesicle; endomembrane system. NCBI's taxonomy places the organism in Eukaryota, Metazoa, Chordata, Actinopteri, Anguilliformes, Congridae. The coding region runs from base 262 to 624 and encodes 120 amino acids. The transcript has 4 exons.
UAAAAUUUUUGGUCAUACAUUGUUUACAACAUGACAGAAGUUUUCCAGCUAACACGAACUCUGUAACGUUUCAAGCUGCAAUUGAACAUGGUUGAGUGUUUCAAAUUUUACCCGUUACACAAAUAACAUCUCCGGUAGGUGUGGUAACCGGCUUCGGUCUACAAGACACUUAGCUACAGUAUGCUCAGCCUGUCAGCCUCAGUGCUGGUUUGAGAGUUGAGACCGUAGUCCCUUUCAGUGUGAAGCCGGCCACGGGCGGGAAUGAUGCCCUCCCGGAGCAGUGCGGCCGCAGGGGCACCCAUGAGUAAAGUGAAAUAUUCCAGGGUGGCGGAUAACGAGGACGGAUACAUCGACCUGCAGUUCAAGAGGAGCCCGCCCAAAGUUCCAUAUAAGGCGAUUGCCCUGGCUGCAUUCCUUUUCCUGAUUGGCUCUUUGCUGAUUAUUAUCGGAGCCCUCCUCCUGUCAGGGUCCAUCCAAGUCUCGCAUCCUGACCGCACAGUACCAGUCCUCAUCAUCGGAAUCCUUGUGUUCCUUCCUGGUUUCUACCACCUACGGAUUGCCUACUAUGCGUCCAAGGGUUACCGUGGUUACUCCUAUGAGGACAUCCCAGACUUUGAUGAUUGAACCAACCGUAGACUAGUUUCUUUAUGCUUUUCGCCUGUCAUGGAGCUUCCACACAUGAUUGUUCCUCCUGUUAUGCUGCCAGUCGUGCAAAAAGAAAAUAAAUUGUCCACUACACAGAAUGGGUAAACAACAGUAAUGCAUUUUUUCCACCACUAUUAACAACAUUUAGAACCCAAGUUGAUUAUGCCUUGUACAAGUGAUCCAUCUGAAAUAGGCUUUUCCUUUCAGUGAAAACUACUGUAUCUACUGUUAUAUACAAUUGGAUAGUUUUCUGUAUGUUUUACGUGUUUAUGGUGUUAUUUUUAUUUUUUCAGUUUAAAUUCAUAAUUACUUAUAGUUUUUUGUUAACCAUUUUUGUUGACAUGCUCACUAUUUAUAUUCUGAGAAAAUGUCUGGCUUUUUUGCUUUCAGCUUUUUUUAUUACUGAAUUUUGAUUAUGACAUUGGGUGUCAGCAUUUUGUUAUAAAUGUAUUUAUUAUAAAAUGAGCUAGUCAGAACUUAAUGUGUGAGGUCGUGUGAUAAAAUGUGACAUAACUAAAAUAAUAUUCCCCAAUUUGCUCAAGGUCAGACCAAGGGACAAAUGGUGUUGUUGACUGUAGGUAAUUUGGAUGGAAUGAUUUGACUGGUCCCACAUACACUUUUCACACAUUUGAUGACCGUCACUAUUGAAAUUUAUCCUAAGAAGCAUUAUUAGUUUCAUAUUUGCGCAUCAUGAGCUAGACUUUUCAUUAUCAAGCUCCAUGCAAAAAUUGCAUGAGUGCUGGAAAGGUUAGGAAGUGUUAGGCCUGAUGCACCAAAAACAAAAAGAAACCAAAACAAAAUAAAGUCCUUUGCCUGGCCGAUUUAUGAAUGAAAGGGCCAUACAGCCAGUCGUGGUUUGGGUUUGUUUUUGCAGAGAGUAGGCAUGCUGCAUUAAUCUUCCACUCGUUAGGAUUUCAUACAUAAAUGAACAUGUUUUGGUGUUUAUUAUUGUAUUUUGUGUUUCUUUAAAAAAAAAAACAUUCAGGCCGAGACAAGUAAUGUUUAGAGAGUAAUAUAAUGCAUAGAACUGGAAAAACUUUUGUGUUUGUUCGCUCAGCUGUAAGGUCAGGCUGCAUGGCAUUGCUUCUAAUGCAGGAUAGUUCUUGGGUGGGUAUUUGCGGCUAUUCCCUGCAUAAGCUGUGUUUUACAGCAUGUGAACAUAUUAUAAAUUGACAUGAUUUGAGUUCAGUUUGGAAAGUUAUCUACAUUGAGUACUGAAAGUAAGAUUAAUCCCUUGCCCAUAUUUGCAGUGUUCUAUUUUGAGACUUUAUAGCACCAGAGGUGAGCCUCACAGAGACAUGUAAUGGUUUAAAUGAAGGAAGACACUACUGCGAUUUACAAUACACUUGUACAAUUUGCCUGUAAAACCGUUAAACCUAACCUAUCAUCUCCUUGAUGACAAGUGUGAAAAAUCUGAGGGGUAUAGGCAGAACUACUAAAGAUCUAGGAAGCAAAAUGUAAGCAGGUGUCUCCAGAUCUAUCCGAAUGGCUAAAUUGUGCAUUGCUGUAAAUCAAAAAAUAAAUAUAUUUUACUACAAAUCAACAA